This is a messenger RNA of Mollisia scopiformis, 435 nucleotides long. RefSeq lists its product as uncharacterized. The coding region runs from base 1 to 435 and encodes 144 amino acids. NCBI's taxonomy places the organism in Eukaryota, Fungi, Ascomycota, Leotiomycetes, Helotiales, Mollisiaceae. The transcript is spliced from 2 exons. The record is from RefSeq and is a predicted model, not a curated record.
AUGUCUACCUCGACUUCAGAGACCCUUCCAAUCGUGGCCACAAGUACUCACCCUCAGCUUACUUGUUCCGCCGCUAUGAACUCCGAAAACGAAGAUAUUAAGACUCUAAGACAACGAGCUGAGCAAAAGAGCAUACUUGUCAAUGAGCUUCCUCUUAACAUCCACUGCGGAAUCUUCAAGCUACUUGAGCCGGCCAGCCAACGAAUCUUGGGUGCCACUUGCGUCUCCUUCUACGAGACCUUCAAUGAACACUGCGACGGAAAGGUUAUCCAAGCGCAUCUAUCUGAAUUCGCUACCGUCAAUCAAGGAUUUACCGGCACUCCUGCGUAUCAGAUCUUCAUACAUAAAUGGCUCUUCAAGGAUCGGUGUCCUGUUGCGCUGAAGUCAGCAAUCAUCGGUUUAGGAACGAGCUCUUUGGGAAGUCAGUUAGAUUGA